UACUCUUUCUACAUUCCCUUUUCCUUCCCAGCAAGAGCAUAAAAAAUCAAUCAACUCUUCUCUCCUAGACUCUCUCUCUCUCUUCCCUUUCCUCCAUGGCACCCUCAAGACUCCUCCUUUCCCUCUCUAUCCUCCUUUGCUUCCUCUCCUUCUCUUCCUCAGCAAGACCCUGCAAGACCCUUUUCAUCUCCUCUUAUUCUGUCUCCUACAAACCCCUUAACCCUUACCCUAACGACCCUAACCCUAACAACCCAUCUUCUGGGUUCUUGAUCGUAACCGAGAUCCAAGAAGCCUCAAUCUCCGCCUCCUCCCUGGCACUCAUCAAACGCAGAUUCAUCCCGGUCGUUUCUAGCAAUAAUUAUGAAAAUACCAACAAGGAAGCCACUCGCCGCGACGAGGUGGGGUCGGUUUGGGAUGGAUUUGGGAGCUAUGACUUGAGCUCGUUGCGCGAUCGUACUAAGGAUAUUCUUAGCGUGGUUGUUGCUUUGCUUUUUGGUGUCGGUUGUGGUGCGCUUACAGCAGCUACAAUGUAUCUGGUUUGGUCUUUGUUUUCUCCAUCGCAGCCGCGUUAUGAUGAUUAUUUUGAUGGGGAUUUUAGUGAUGAUGAGGAGGAGGAUUUGAAGAAAAUUGGGUAUGUCAAGAUUCCUGAGGCAGAGCAAGUUAAAGGCGGUUCGGUAUGAGGGAGGUUGGUGAUUUCUUGAUUUGGCUCCGCGUAUAUAGUAAUCAAGAAAGUAGUAAAUUCGGUGUUUAUCAAGUGUUUAAUUUUAUCUAUGAUUAUGUUAUUGUUGUGGAUUAUUGUUAUUGAAGAACAGAUUAUGAUUGUGAUGUCAUUAAGGUGUGCGUUGCUGUUAUUGCCGAAAGGCUGUGACUUUUAUUGUUAUAUAACACCAGUUGACUUUCGGGCGUUAA
Populus trichocarpa (black cottonwood) is the source of this 909-nucleotide messenger RNA. RefSeq lists its product as uncharacterized. The transcript has a single exon. The record is from RefSeq and is a predicted model, not a curated record. The coding region runs from base 96 to 680 and encodes 194 amino acids. Lineage: Eukaryota; Viridiplantae; Streptophyta; Magnoliopsida; Malpighiales; Salicaceae.